UUCCGAGCAGCCCAGACCACUUCCCCCCGGAGCUGCCCAGGCUGUCCCGAAGCAGGAAGAGCGGGGGCUGGGGACAGUAACGUGGCAAACAAGUGCGAUUCCUGGACCACAGAGGAGCGGCAGGAGGAGAAACAGAGAGGGGUGUGGCGGCUCCCGUGGAUGUGGCCACAGAGCAUGUGGGUGAGCAGAGUCUCAGCUCAGCGCGGUCAAGUCUGUGGGGCCUCCUCAUGCCCCUCCCCGAGACUGGCCUCCCUUUAUUGCCUCAAUCUCUCAUCCUCACUUUAUGCUGUAAGGAUUAUAGGGGUCCGGCUUUUCAUAUUGGUCCCCCUCUCUGCUUCCAUCCAGCCCCGAAGAGGGCAGGACAAGCUCCUUCCUACCUGUGCUGUUACCUUGGAAGAUGCUGAUGGCCACAUUCUGUGGAGCUUCUAGGGUGGAAAGAGGUGGCCACCUCCACAUCCCUGAAGAGGGACAUUGGGCAUGGGGCCUUCCCUGCAAGGAGCCGUGGAAACAGAGAAGGAAGCUCUCCUCUUUGGCUACCAGGUCCCCAGCUCUAAGCUCUGGCUCAGCCCUGCCCUCCUUCCACACCCUCAGGGGCCCAGGCAUCCUGGCCCAGCACUCACAGAGACAUUUAGCUGGAUGGUUCUUUCCGUGGUCACACCAGUUCCAGGGAACGUCACCUGACAGAUGAGGCUCCUCCUCUGCCGAUGGUCACUGCCCCUCCGCCAGGCUUCCUGCUGGAGGAGUUUCCUUCCGAGCCAGGCCGGCCCAGAAGCCAGAUGAUCCCGGGACAGGCCCAGCCCGAGAGUCCAGAGAUGCUGCUGCUGUCCCUGCUGCUGCCCAUGCUCGGGGAGGGGUUCCUGAACGAGGGUUCCAGUUACAGUCUUCAGGUGCAGAGGCUGGUGACGGUGCAGGAGGGCCUGUGUGUCUUCGUGCCUUGCAACCUCUCCUACCCCCGACGUGGCUGGAAUGAGUCUACUGCCGCUCAUGGCUACUGGUUCAAAGUAACGACCAACACACGCACCCUUGCUCCUGUGGCCACAAACAACCGGAAUCGAGAGGUGGGCAUGAGCACGCGGGACCGAUUCCAGCUCAUGGGGGACCCCGGCAAGGGGAGCUGCUCCUUGGUGAUCAGAGACGCGCAGUUGCAGGACAUGGGAAUGUACUCGUUUCGGGUGGAGAGAGGAAGCUCUGUGAAAUUCAGUUUCCUGAACGUGUUCCAUCUAAAGGUAACAGCCCUGACUCAGAAGCCUGAUGUCUACAUCCCCGAGACCCUGGAGCCUGGGCGGCCAGUGACGGUCAUCUGUGUGUUUAACUGGGCUUUCAAGAAAUGUCCAGCCCCUUCUUUCUCCUGGACGGGGGCUGCCCUCUCCUCCAGAAGAACCAGACCAAGCAGCCCCCACUUCUCAGUGCUCAGCCUCAUGCCCAGACCCCAGGACCACGACACCAACCUCACCUGCCAUGUGGACUUCUCUAGAACGGGUGUGAGCAUACAGAGGACCGUCCAACUCCGCGUGGCCUACGCCCCCAGAGACGUUGUUAUCAGCAUUUCCCGUGACAACACAUCAGUCCUGAAGCUCCAGGAAAAUCUCACACAUCUGGAAGCCCAGAAAGGCCAGUUCCUGAGGCUCCUCUGUGCUGCUGACAGCCAGCCCCCCGCCACGCUGAGCUGGGUGCUGCAGGACAGAGUCCUCUCCUGGUCCCACCCCUGGGGCCCCAGAACCCUGGGGCUGGAGCUUCCCCGGGUGAAGGCCGGGGAUUCAGGCCGCUACACCUGCCGAGCGGAGAACAGGCUUGGCUCCCAGCAGCGAGCCCUGGACCUCUCUGUGCAGUAUCCUCCAGAGAACCUGAGAGUGACGGUUUCCCAAGCAAACAGGACAGUCCUGGAAAACCUUGGGAACGGCACAUCCCUCCCGGUCCUGGAGGGCCAAAGCCUGCGCCUGGCCUGUGUCACCCACAGCAGUCCCCCAGCCAGGCUGAGCUGGACCCGGCGGGGACAGACCCCGAGCCCCUCCCCACCCUCAGACCCCUCGGUACUGGAGCUGCCUCGGGUUCAAAUGGAGCACGAAGGAGAGUUCACCUGCCACGCUCAGCACCCACUGGGCUCCCAGCACGUCUCUCUCAGCCUCUCCGUGCACUACCCCCCACAGCUGCUGGGCCCCUCCUGCUCCUGGGAGGCUGAGAGUCUGCACUGCAGCUGCUCCUCCCAGGCCAGCCCGGCCCCCUCUCUGCGCUGGUGGCUUGGAGAGGAGCUGCUGGAGGGGAACAGCAGCCAGGACUCCUUCCGGGUCACCCCCAGCUCAGCCGGGCCCUGGGCCAACAGCUCCCUGAGCCUCCAAGGGGUCCUCAGCUCCCACCUUAGGCUCAGCUGUGAGGCCUGGAAUGUCCACGGGGCCCAAAGCAGCUCCGUCCUCAAGCUGCCACGCGGGAAUCAGGAGUGGAGGAGAGGACUUGGUCUGGGGGCCGCUCUCGGAGCUGGCGUCGCUGCCCUGCUCUCUCUCUGUUUGUGCCUUGUCGUCUUCAGGGCGAAGAUCUGCAGGAAGGAAGCCGCCCCGAUGGCAGCCGCUGAGCAGGACGCGCCCUCCGCCCUGGGGCCCAUCUCCCGGUUGAGAGCCCAGCCUCUGUCCUCUGGGGCCUUGGCCGUUCCCCUUUCCCGGACGGCCAUGGCCACGCCUCUUGAUGACUCGCAGAAUCAUCGUACCCCGAAUAAGGGUCACCAGCAAAAAUGCCCAGCAGGCAGCUCCCAAGACUACGAGCCCCCAGGUGCAGCCCCCCCCACCGAGGGAGAGGAGCCGGAGCUCCACUAUGCCUCCCUCAGCUUCCAAGGGCUCAGGCCUCGGGAGCCUGCAGACCACGAGGCCCCCAGCACCACGGAGUACUCAGAAAUCAAGAUCCGCAAGGGACAGCCCCCGAGGGGCUCCGACUCUGGGCUUUUGUUGGAGACAAAGACGUCAGGGACGCUUCCAAAGUGAAGAGUUCUCCAUGGAAAUGGGACACCAGCAAGGGUGUGGGCGUCACACUGGUAUCG
Saimiri boliviensis boliviensis (Bolivian squirrel monkey) is the source of this 3025-nucleotide messenger RNA. It is a transcript of the gene SIGLEC11, whose product is annotated as sialic acid binding Ig like lectin 11. The record is from RefSeq and is a predicted model, not a curated record. Gene Ontology annotation, cellular component: plasma membrane. NCBI's taxonomy places the organism in Eukaryota, Metazoa, Chordata, Mammalia, Primates, Cebidae. Gene Ontology annotation, biological process: cell adhesion. Gene Ontology annotation, molecular function: sialic acid binding.